Molecule: messenger RNA, 660 nt
Organism: Symbiodinium natans
Lineage: Eukaryota; Dinophyceae; Suessiales; Symbiodiniaceae
Source: the annotation of a GenBank genome assembly
AUGGGGGUGCCCUUGAUGGGCCCUCCACCGGCGUUUGUCAGCCACAGAUUCAAGGUCAUCAAAGCUUGCAUCGUGAUCAUGAUCGUGUGCACGUGCGGCCAGCUUCUUGCAGGAGCACUGCUGGGGGAGCUAGGAGAGGCGUUGCUGUCCAGCCUGAAUCUGAUUCUGAACACAUUCAUCGGUAUUUGGCUGCUGAAAGAUGAUGCCUUGAUCGGAAAGAUUUUUGACUUCUUGGCGAGGACCUGCUGCGGAACUUGCGCAGAGCAAUGCCAGGGCGGUAUGACAUGCCUGAUGCCCUUCAUCAUUUGCAAUAUCCUCACCGUGGUGCUCCAGAUAAUCCUGUCAGCAGCCAUACAGCUUAUUAUCCGCGACUUCAACAAAAUGCUGAAUGCGGUGACAUUCUACGAUGCGUUUAGACUGUGGCUGUUGGUGGUGACAACUGUGGGAGCACUGGUGGCGCAAAUCGUUGGUUCCAUUUAUGGCUACCUCGCAUACCGAGAGGUGCGUGAUUCCGGCGUUACCAUGACGGGCGGAGACUGGAGCUCCGGUGGCACGGCCUAUCCACAGGCACGCGAGUCACGUGAUGAGAUGCCACGCGACUCCAGGCCGGCGGCAAACUUCCAAGCCUUCCAGGGAAGCGGACAGCGUCUUGGUGGCUGA